AUGUCUGCCCAAAUCCCUUCCAUCACCCUAGAAGAGCAUUUCACUUCCUCGGCAGCCGCCAAAGUCUAUGGCACCGCGGCCUCCGAGUUCGGCCCCGCCAUUGGCGCCAAACUCUCCUCCAUCUCGACGCCACGGAUAGCCGACAUGGAUGCCGGCGGUGUCGGUCGCCAGAUCCUCUCCCAUACUCCAUUCCGCACGGCUCCCACGCCUGAGCUGUGCGUUGCAAUCAACGAUGAGCUCCACGCUGCUGUCAGCGCCCACCCAGAUCGUUUUACCGGGUUUGCUUCGCUCCCAAUGACGGAGCCUCGCGCCGCGGCUGAGGAGUUACGGAGGACGGUAAACGACCUCCACUUCGUUGGCGCUCUCGUGGACAACCACUCCGAUGGCGUCUGGUACGACGGGCCCGAGUGGGAUGUGUUUUGGGAGGCGGCGCAAGACUUGGACGUCCCGAUCUACCUGCACCCCUGCUUUGCGAGCGAAGAGAUGAUGCGCAUCAACUACAGAGGCAACUACAGCGAAGACGUGGCGAAAAGUCUGGGAGCUUUUGUGUUUGGGUGGCAUGCUGAGACAGGCUUGCACUUCCUUCGCCUCUUCGCUGCGGGCGUCUUCGACCGCUUUCCGCGGCUGAAACUUGUACUCGGCCAUAUGGGCGAGAUGGUACCUUUCAUGAUGCAGCGCGAGGAAAGGGCGACAGGGCGGUGGCAGCACGUAAAGCGGCCGCUGCGGGAGGUGUGGCGGGCUAAUGUCUGGGUGACUACGAGCGGCACGUUUGAUAUUGCGCCGCUGGCCUGUCUGCUCAAGGUGUCGCCGCUUGCUCAUGUGCUCUUCUCGAUUGAUUAUCCGUUUUCGGACACCGAGAAAGGGAAGCAGUUCGUGGAGGAGAUUGAGAAAGAGGGUCUGCUAGGGGGGGAGGAGUUGAGGGCUUUUGUGAGUGGGAAUGCGGCAAAACUUCUCCGAGUGAAGGAGUAA
Messenger RNA from Mytilinidion resinicola, 969 nucleotides. Its product is annotated as putative metal-dependent hydrolase. The record is from RefSeq and is a predicted model, not a curated record. Gene Ontology annotation, cellular component: cytosol; cytoplasm. Gene Ontology annotation, biological process: secondary metabolic process. The coding region runs from base 1 to 969 and encodes 322 amino acids. Lineage: Eukaryota; Fungi; Ascomycota; Dothideomycetes; Mytilinidiales; Mytilinidiaceae. Gene Ontology annotation, molecular function: carboxy-lyase activity; hydrolase activity. The transcript is spliced from 2 exons.